UCCCCUCCAUACAGCUCCGGCAGCUACGACUCCAUCAAGACAGAGGUCAGCGGCUGUCCCGCGGACCUGACUCUAAAGGCCUUCAACAUGUUCGUGCGCCUUUUUGUGGACGAGAACUUGGACCGGAUGGUUCCCAUCUCCAAGCAGCCCAAGGAGAAGAUCCAGGCCAUCAUCGAGUCCUGCAGCCGGCAGUUCCCCGAGUUCCAGGAGCGGGCACGCAAGCGCAUCCGCACCUACCUCAAGUCCUGAAGAACGGGAUGGAGAGGGAAAGCGACCAGGCCCACGCCACCACACCUGACCUCAGCCAUGGCGGAGAACAUCCUGGCCGCCGCCUGCGAGAGCGAAACGCGGAAAGCAGCCAAGAGGAUGCGGCUGGAGAUCUACCAGACCUCCCAG
Cariama cristata (Red-legged seriema) is the source of this 396-nucleotide messenger RNA. RefSeq names its product nucleolar protein 4-like (gene NOL4L). The record is from RefSeq and is a predicted model, not a curated record. The transcript has 4 exons. Lineage: Eukaryota; Metazoa; Chordata; Aves; Cariamiformes; Cariamidae. The annotation marks the transcript as partial.